AUGUCGGCUCUUAGUUCCUAUAUCAAAAAUAGAAUAGUUAGUUUGAUUCGCUCUCCCUCUCCCGAAGAAUUAUUCGGAAAUAAUGAAAAAAGUCAGUUAUCAAUUAAAAUCAUCAAAUAUGCUGAUGAACUAUUGUCUGAAUAUGGUGAUGAAAUUUGGCCCGAAUUUUUUAAAAAUCUAAUUGAACCUGCCCGACACGCCGACGACCCAUAUUGGAUUGGAUAUGGGGAUAUAUCCAUGUCUCCUUACGAUACCGUAUAG
This is a messenger RNA of Dentiscutata erythropus, 261 nucleotides long. The record is from the annotation of a GenBank genome assembly. NCBI's taxonomy places the organism in Eukaryota, Fungi, Glomeromycota, Glomeromycetes, Diversisporales, Gigasporaceae.